Molecule: messenger RNA, 6088 nt
Organism: Scylla paramamosain (green mud crab)
Lineage: Eukaryota; Metazoa; Arthropoda; Malacostraca; Decapoda; Portunidae
Product: phosphatidylserine synthase 2-like
Exons: 14
Coding region: 328-1878 (516 amino acids)
Biological process (GO): phosphatidylserine biosynthetic process
Molecular function (GO): L-serine-phosphatidylethanolamine phosphatidyltransferase activity
Source: RefSeq, a predicted model, not a curated record
AUUUAUAACCGGAGCACAUCAGAGAGAAUACCAGGGAUAGAUUUUACGGCAGUGUGUAUGUGACGGUGAGGCGGGGACGAGUUGUAGUAACUCCAGCAGCUAGAACCAAAUGUGGAGCAUAGGUGUUUGUGUUCUCUCUUAGCAGUGCAUGGCUGGUUGUGACACCGGGUGAGGGAACCGACUGGUGUCCACCGCCCUGCCCCGUGACUUAUGUUCUCUUCAGGGUUAUUAUUAGUCUUGCACACACCUCCCUUUCGCCUCCACCCUUCAUGCCAGCUGGUGCCUGGCGUGGUUAUUAGGGGUAUUUGAACUGUAUCCCCUUUAUAGAUGAGGUACAGGAAAGAAAAGAGAAGACACAGCAGGAGGAUGAUGGAGAGUGAGAAGAUGGAGAGUGCAGAGCGGAGGAGAGUUGAAGGAGGACAAGAGGGGGAGAAGGAGGAUGAGUUUGACCUACUGCGGGAUGACACACCAGGCCCUGAGUUUGCCAAUGACCUCUCGCGGUCUGACUCGUCCCCCAUCAUUGGGAACAGCCCAAUGCACGACUGGGAGAGUGAGAAGACCACUGAGAAGGAGUUCUUUGACGAUGGCACCAUGACCUAUUUCUGGCGGGCACACACGCUCACCACACUGGUGUUCAUGAUCUGCUUUCUUCUGUAUGAGGCGCUCAGUCCCCCUGACGAGGACAUGGUCGACAACACCAAGAGGGGUAUAGUUGCCAGUCUGUCUGCCUUUAUCCUCCUAGGCGUAACAGUCACUCCCGAUGGCCCAUUCAAGCGGCCACACCCAGCCAUCUGGCGCCUCACCUUCAUUAUAUCCAUUGUUUAUGAGCUCGGCCUCAUAUUUGUCCUCUACCAGAGUGCCUCAGGGGCGCGGCAACUGCUGAAGCACAUUGAUCCCAAGCUGGGGGAGCCCAUGGAGGAGAAAGACUACGGGGGAAACUGCCACCUCUAUGACCAUGAGAGGCCAGACGACCCCUUCCAUAAUAUUAAGGACAAACUGGACCUGUUUGUACCCCUCCAUUUCUUUGGGUGGUGGAUGAAGACACUGCUGCUGCGGGACUGGUGGCUAUGCUGGGUGGUGUCUGUAAUGUUUGAGCUGCUGGAGUACACCCUGGAACACCAGCUGCCCAACUUCUCAGAGUGCUGGUGGGACCACUGGAUUAUGGAUGCCCUAGUGUGUAAUGGUCUGGGUAUCUACUGUGGCCUUCAGUCUCUAAAGUAUUUCUCCAUGAAGAUUUACCACUGGCGAGGACUCUGGAACAUUCCUACAUACAGAGGAAAGCUGAGGCGCAUCAUAGCUCAGUUUGGUCCUUACGUCUGGGUGGACUAUGACUGGAAGCCCCUGUCAUCCCUUGGCAGGUGGUUCUCAGUGCUUGCCAUCAUUGCCAUGUUCCUGAUCACUGAACUGAACACAUUUUACCUCAAGUUUGUGUUGUGGGUGGAGCCAGGCCACUGGGUCAACCUGGUGCGCCUCAUCUUCAUCCUGCCUUGGGGUGCUGUUGCUCUUAGAGAGGUUUUCCAGUUUCUUGAUGAUCCAGAUGUCACAAAGUUUGGUCGGCAGUCAUGGCUCUUUCUGUCAAUUGUAUGCACAGAGCUGCUUAUUGUGAUCAAGUUUGGCUGGGACACUGUAACCAUUCCAUUCCCAAGGCAUGUGAUCUCCAUGUGGCUGGGAUUCCUGGUGUUGCUGGUGCUGUGGACAGUGUGGAACUUUUACAUUAACCCUCACACAUUCAAGGUGGACAACAAGGAUAUUGAGCGGCGCCGGGAACACUGGAUUCAAGUGCGUGCCAUUGAGACAAAGCUCAGCCCUUCAGAGUCAAGGUUAUUUGACCCACAGUUCUUCUUUAACAAGUUCAUGCAGAGGACCAAGGAAGAUUGAUGACUGUUUUGAUUAUUUUGUAUUAAAAUUACCAAUGCAUACGUGGUGCUCGGAUAUAUAUAUAUAUAUAUAUAUAUAUAUAUAUAUAUAUAUAUAUAUAUAUAUAUAUAUAUAUAUAUAUAUAUAUAUAUAUAUAUAGUUUUUUGAGACUUGCCUUUUCCUCUGAGGGAAGCAGAGAACACCUGAGAAUAUAGUGAUAUAUAUGAAUAAAAUUAUAUUACAGAGAAGUACUUGAGGCAGAUGUUGACAUGGAAUGUUUCCAGUAACCAUGAGCUGUGUGCAGCAGAGUGCCUGGCAUACUGUGUUAAAUAUCCGUGCUGCAACAACCUGGUCUUGGCCACAGUUGCACAGUGUUACAGUCAAUUGAUAUGACCAGUCAUUUCAGAAAUUCCAUCCAUUCUUUAUCUGAAAACCCUCCAUUUUGUUGACACCAUAAUUUCUCAUGAAAAUGGCCUUAACUAGAACUUGAUGUGUGUCAAGAUAGCACAAUAAUUCCCCAUGCACUCAAUGAUAGUGUGAUUAUACUUGCAGAAGUAGGCCAGCAUAAAUCUUGCAAAUAAUCACUUCCUAUAUCAUUGUUCCCAUAUGAUAAAAUUUUGGGGUAACUGUUGUCUCUUGACAGACAUCAUUACAGGUGCAAAUUGGAUGCAGCAUACUGUACUCAGUGGUCUUAGAGGACUUGUCGGCCUUACCAGUGUGGACAGUGGUGAUAAUUAGUGGUUAGGGAGUUGUCAUGUUAUAUGGAUGUGACAAAAAGGUUUGUGAGUACUAAGAAGAAGGUAGGGAAAACCUUGUUGGGAUGAAUCAAAAGUUCACAGUAAAGAAUAUUUGCUCAAGUGUAAACUUUAUUUAUUCUUUCACUCUUAAGUAAGUGCAGCAAUGCAUGAUGCAAAUGUGCCAAUGCCUUUACACCUUGGUAACUCUUGUCACCAUCCAGAGCAAUGGAAUGUCAUCCUGUCUCUAAAGAUUAUUCUUUUUCUAACCCAGUAGCAUUGCAGCUCCCUUAGUCUGAAGAUGUACACACAUGUCAGAACACUCAGUACCAGACAAAGACAGUUGCCCAUAAACAGUAAUGUUUACAGAAUCUCAGACAAAAGAUAAUGGGCCUUCAAAUAUCUCUGGUUGUUAGAAAUGUGAUAAAAUCCAACUGUUCUCUCUCUCUCUCUCUCUCUCUCUCUCUCUCUCUCUCUCUCUCUCUCUCUCUCUCUCUCUCUCUCUCUCUCUCUCUCUCUCUCUCUCUCUCUCUCUCUCUCUCUCUCUCUCUCUCUCUCUCUCUCUCUCUCUCUCUCUCUCUCUCUCUCUCUCUCUCUCUCUCUCUCUCUCUCUCUCUCUCUCUCUCUCUCUCUCUCUCUCUCUCUCUCUCUCUCUCUCUCUCUCUCAUACAUUCAUAAAAGAGGAUCCUAUCAGUGUCUAGCACUGAGCACCUUGUUGGCACUGGUAAAAAUUCUACAACAGUACCUUCUAUACAGACAGUGCAUGGCACAUGCAGCACAUCCUGUGUAAUUAUAUGCUAAUAUUUAAUGUUAACUGGAUGCUAGCUGUUGUCUUGGUGGUAGUGUAAAUGGAUGUGUGUCAAGCAAGAUUGUCACUACCUCCGGCACAUGACUGACCUGACCUUGUCCUUAUGUGAAAUUAACAUUCUCACUUGUGUCGAUGGUUAAGCAGGGCACAAGGUGAAGCCUUCACUCAUCACUUGUUUUGAGUGCCUGCCCUGGAAAUGUCAUGAUUACAAAUAAAAGCUUCAUUAUCUUUAGGUACAAUGAUUUUUCAGACAUGAUUGAAUGAUCUUUUUAUCACCAUAUCUAAAGAUAUUGAAGUUUUGUCCCCUGUUGAUGUAGUUUUGAUAGAUGUAAAAUUGUUUUCCAGUUCAUUCACCUUAAAGUCAGACUAGGGUGACUGCUCAAGAUAUUGUUUUAUCUAGUGAGGGAAAUGGUUAAAUAUACAUUUUGAUCAAUGAUAAUGACUUGUCUCAGAACAUAUCGAUAAUUUGGUAUUGUUGAACCUUUGAUUUCUAUUUAAUGUUAGUCUGUUGUAUACUGAGCUAGAUCAAGAUAACUAGAAAUCAAAUGACCUGUUUAAGUAUUGGAUAGAUGUUUGAAUUAUGAAUAGAUGUAUUUUUUUUGUUUGUCUUCUUUAUUACUGAUGGAGUAGUUUUAAUAACCAUAUGAACAAACAAUAGGUUCCUUUCAUGUGACACCAUUUGUUGCAAGAAACUGCCAACUGCUUGCUGGAGAAAUAGUGUGCCAUCAGACUAAAGUGACCCACUGGAGGCAAUGAGUGGAGCAGCAAGCAUUGAUGCUGCAAUCAUGCGUUGCGGCACCUAUCAUAAGGCAAAUACAGGUAAAUUUUAUGACCAAUUAUUAGCUGUGAUAAUAAAAUGUGGUCUAUAAAGAGUUGAGACUAUAAAGAGAAAUUAAGCAUUAAUGAGCCCUCAGUAGAUAAAUCUCAUGACCCACCCCAGUACAAGGUUGCCUGCAAAGUUGUAUUCACAAUUCACUAAGCACUUAUCUGAACCUGAGUAGUGCCAAAACCUGUGACUGUUCCAAGCACUUUUAGGAGAGCUACUUGAAUUUUCACUAUUUUAAGUCUAGUUAUUUGUAUCAUGGAGUUGUGAAUGUAUUUGUGAUAAUCAUAGUUGUUGUAGAAAUAAGAAAUUGUAUGAUAAUAAUGAAAACAAGUGGAAUAAGCCAUAUUAAAAACAGUAAUUCAUUGGCAAGUAAUUUUACUUGCAGCAGUGGCAAUGUUGUAUCCUCAUUGUGUUUUAUGCAUUCCAUAUUUUUAUGCUGAAAUUAUCUAUUGAUAUGCUCUUUAGUGAAUACAGGUAGUUAAAAUAAGAAGUGUACAUACAUAGAUGGCAGUUUAAAUGAUAGAUUCAGCAGAACAGUUUGCAGUAGGCAGUCGACAAUGAUGUGUUCUGUAGUUCAUUCACUUGAACCAUGCAUCUGGAGCCUAGGCUAGAUUUGUAACAGCCCUGUUGCUUCAUUGGCUCUGAUUGAGCGUAUUACUGGACAACCAAUCACGUACAACCCUCUUCUGGUCCUGUGAGCAAGAAUUAUGAUAAGAUUGCCCAUCACGUGCAUUGAUACCCAGUGGAUUCUCCAUGGGCGAUUUAAAGUGGUAUGACAUGUUUUCAUAAAAAGCUCUGUGCCUCACUUAUAUUUAUCUGAUGGACAAUUUGCUUGUGACAUUCUGUAGGAGAGGCUUUUCUCUAUAUGGUAAGAUGGUUUAUUCAGAAAAUCUUUAGAUAAAUGCUGCAAAUAACAUAAAAAAAUUAGUUGUAUAAAGAUUUUGCUUUUGUUCUUUCACUUUGUAAUGUCUUUAUUUUUUGCUUCACAGACAUUUAGUAAAAAAUAUUUGAGCUAUGCAAUCAUUGCUCUAUCUAAUGGUAUGAACCAAAAUGGUCUAUUUUGUACAGAAGAAGAGUCUAGGUGAAUAAUACAGAAGCAUAUAUCAGGACAUCAUGUGUGAGUGGAAGUGACAGUGCAUGUGAGCAAAAGAGAGCAACCAACCAAUCAGUGGGGCUGGUACAGAUCUAGCCUAGGCUCCAGAUGCACGGUUUAAGUGAACAGAUUAUAGUGCAAGCGAUUUGCUUCGAUGCUAUUCUUAAGGUUUAGACUGGAAUUACCAUUUAUUAUGCUCAUCAGCUCAGUAGUGAUUGCAGGUGAUCAGAAUAAGUAAUAGCAAUAAUAUAAGAACACACUGUAGUCUAGUCAGAACUGUAUCACUGUAGGUCACUCUCACAUUGAUAGAGCAACUCUCACUUUUAAUUGUACUAGAUGGGUCAACAUGCUGCUUAGUGACUUGAGGAAGUAACUGAAAAGUUCAAAAGUUGUUGGAAUGUUAUUUUAAAGCAACUACGUGAUUUCCUUCAACAUCUAGUGUUGCAUUUUGGAAACUAUGGUGUACUUAAAGGGAACCUAUUGUCUCAUUACUGAAUGUACUUAAAAAGUUUACAUUUCUUUCUCUAUGUAUUUCUAGUGAUUUCAUUUCCAUCAAGAAAUCCAUAUGAAGUAUAAGAACUGUAACCAAUGAAAUAUUUUGUUUUGAGUAGAAAUAUUUACCCUACAUUGAAAUUGUGGAUCAUUUAUUGUUAAUUGAAUAAUUUAGUUACACACACACACACACACACACACACACACACACACACACACACACACACACACACACACACACACACACACACACACACACACACACACACACACACACA